CACGAUGGAGUCUGCCGACCAAUUGGACUCCGACAUCAGCGACCUACAUGCCCGCAUAGCGACGCUAAAAGCACACCGCGCAAACCUAUGCUCAGUCCUCCUCUCGCAGCCCCACCUCGCGGCGCGUCUCGGUAACGAUGCGAUCGCAAAGCGCAUAAUCGACCAGCAGUCGAAACGAAACCUCGAGAACACAUAUCGCGCCUGCGCAGGUGUGACCGCGUACAAAGUCAAAGACCCCGAUCCAUACGCGGUAAACAAUGGAGACAUACUUGGCAUCAGCAUCGAGGUGCCUAUCAACGGUGGCUUCGUCGACACCUACCACAUCCUCUUCACACUGAACAAGCACGGAGACUCGAAACGAUUGAGAAUCCACAAACACACGAUACCGUCCUGUAUUCCAUUACAGCAGCUAACCAAUAAGUGGUUACCGCAAGGCGCAAAGGACGGCGAUGGCGCAAAAGAUCCAGAGCAGGACCUUGUCAGGUUUGGACGAGCAAUGAGGAGAGAAUUGGUCAGUUGGCAUAUGCGGUUCCAAGUUGUACAGGAUCUGAGGAAGGAGGCAAAGCUGCCCGAUACGCAGGCAGAAGAUGAUGUUGGAGUCGAUGUCAUCUCUGGGGGCAGGGUGCUGAAUGCGUUUGUGAGCGAUGACAGCUCAGAUGCCGAGGAGGAUGAUGGCAAUGGCCCAAUUCGCAUCUUGGAUAUUGAGGCAGAUGCUGCCGUUCGGCAGGUCACGGUCACUUGGUCAGACGGACGCACGGCAGUACUCGUGGUCACCAAGGACGGCAGGGUCGAGAAAGCUAUUUGCCGGGCAAAGGGAGGAAGCCGAGAUGUUGUGUCAAGCACAAAGGCUGUUGGACCACUCAGCGGCUUGCUGCGCAGGCUUUCGGUUUAGGAGAAGCUUGAUUUGGUGGUCUCACAGCAGGCGUUCGCUGAUAUUUACUUACGAUACCCAGAGCCUUGAAUGAACAAC
Macroventuria anomochaeta is the source of this 970-nucleotide messenger RNA. RefSeq lists its product as uncharacterized. Bases 5 to 892 code for a protein of 295 amino acids. The transcript has a single exon. The record is from RefSeq and is a predicted model, not a curated record. Gene Ontology annotation, cellular component: Mis6-Sim4 complex; kinetochore. NCBI's taxonomy places the organism in Eukaryota, Fungi, Ascomycota, Dothideomycetes, Pleosporales, Didymellaceae.